This is a messenger RNA of Tarenaya hassleriana, 2590 nucleotides long. RefSeq names its product putative pentatricopeptide repeat-containing protein At1g17630. The transcript has a single exon. Gene Ontology annotation, biological process: RNA modification. Lineage: Eukaryota; Viridiplantae; Streptophyta; Magnoliopsida; Brassicales; Cleomaceae. Gene Ontology annotation, molecular function: protein binding; RNA binding. The record is from RefSeq and is a predicted model, not a curated record. The coding region runs from base 88 to 2292 and encodes 734 amino acids.
UAACGUGGUAAAUAAUCUUGCUUCACAUCUUCGUACUGUGGAAGAGCUGAAGGUCGUCCUCGUCACGGCUUUAGCUCUGUCUCUCUCAUGCUUCAUGUUCCGUUAUGGAGAUUUCGUCUUCAACCUAUCACUUCACGUCUCUACAGAUGUGGUUUCUGCGUUUGGUCAUGCUCUUACACAUCACUUUCUUCUCCUACGAUGGUUUCCGGAUCUUCGAGCUGCUCUGUUAUUACUAAAAAAACCCUCUUCGAUUUCAUCGGUCAUGUUCUCCAACGAUGCAUAACGGUUCAUCAAUGUCGCCAAGUGCACGCGCAAGUUAUCGCCUCCGACAUGAUGAACCGUUCUGGGUUCUUGGCCGCCAGAUUAGUAUCGGUUUAUUCUGAAUCGGGUCUCCUCCUCGAUGCCCGUAACGUGUUUGAGGGUGUAAUUUCAUCUCUUGUUCCUUCUGAUUUACUCUUGUGGAACUCGAUCCUGAGAGCUUACAUAUAUCAUGGAUCGUACGAGGUUGUCCUUCAGCUUUACGCGGAAAUGCGUAAAAGAGGUGUUCUGGCUGAUGGCUUUACUUUCCCUUUAAUCCUUCGGGCUUGCAGGUUUUUGGAUCGUUAUGAUUUGUGUAGGAUUUUGCAUAAUCACGUUAUUCAGAUGACUUCGCGAGAUAAUCCCCAUGUGGAGAACGAAUUGCUGUUGAUGUACUCAAAGAUGGGAAAAAUGAGAGACGCCUACAAUCUGUUUGUUAAAAUGUCCGUACGAGACCAGAUUUCAUGGAAUUCUAUGAUUUCGGGGUUUUCCCUGAAUUAUGAUUGUGACAGUGCUGUAAGGAUGGUUGAAUGGAUGCAAUCAGAAGGGUUUGAACCCAAUGAAGCGACUUUGACUCCAUUGUUAUCUUCUCAUCGUCGAUGUGGACGACAUGAAGAAGUUAUCAAGUGUUUCGAUGUGAUGCGAACACGAGGAGUUACAGCUAGCGGUGAAGCUCUUGCUGUUUUCUUCUCUGCUUGUGCUGAUUUGGGCGCAUUCAGGAAGGCUGAAAAAGCUCAUGGGUAUGCUAUAAAAGGCGGUUUCGUGGAUUACUUGCCCUCCAAGAAUGCGCUGAUACUUGUGUAUGGGAAGCAGGGGAAAGUAAAAGAAGCUGAGCAGGUAUUCUGCGGAAUAGUAAACAAGACGAUAGAGAGCUGGAAUUCGUUGAUGACAUCGUUUGUUGAAGCUGGUUUACCUGAUGAGGCUCUUUCUGUAUUUUCCGAGUUAGAGGAAAUGAGUGAUCCUUUAAAAGUCAAGGCUAAUGUUAUCACUUGGACCUCCAUUAUUAGAGGGUGCGCAACACGAGGAAGAGGAAUGGAGUCAUUGGAACUUUUCCGAAAAAUGCAAUUUUCCAACGUAUUGCCGAAUUCUGUGACUGUUUGUUGUAUUCUAUCCACUUGUGCAGAGCUGACGGCUUUUAGUCUUGGAAGGGAAGUUCAUGGUCAUAUAAUCCGAACCUUAGCGGGUGAUAACAUUCUGGUUCAGAAUGGAUUGGUGAACAUGUACAUGAAAUGUGGGUCCCUCAGUGAGGGAGAUAUGAUAUUUGAAGUAAUGACAGAGAAGGAUUUGACAUCGUGGAACACGAUGAUCUCAGGUUAUGGUAUACAUGGGCAUGGGGAGAGAGCUCUAGGCAUCUUUGAUCAAAUGAUAAAAGCUGGAUUCUGUCCUGACGAUGUCACUUUGAUUGCUGUUCUUUCAGCCUGUAGUCAUGCAGGACUGGUCAAAGAGGGCCGCGAGAUUUUUUAUUCGAUGAGUAAGGAAUUUGGAAUAGAACCCCAAGUACAACACUAUGCCUGUAUUGUUGAUAUGCUUGGUCGUGCAGGAUUUCUGAAAGAAGCGAGUGAAAUAUUGAAGAGCAUGCCGAUAGAGCCCAACACCCGUGUAUGGGGGGCUCUAUUAAAUUCUUGCCGAAUGCACAACAACAUGGACCUUGUGGAGGAACCAGCAUUACAGCUAUUCAGUCUUGAGUCGGAAAUGGCAGGAAAUUAUAUGUUGCUGUCUAACAUUUACUCUGCAGGUGGAAGAUGGGAAGAAUCUGCAAAGAUUAGGGCUUUGGCCAAGACAAGGGAUCUAAAGAAAGUUGCUGGAAGCAGUUGGAUUGAGGUGAAGAAGAAAGUGUACGUCUUUUCAGCAGGGGCGGCAAAGGGAGUGACAGAGGAGAACGAGUUGCCAAGAAUCUACCAAGUCCUUGAGGUUUUGAUUUGUAAUAUGUGGAAAAACAAGCCUACACUCGAUGUGAACUUACACGAGGAGAAUCUGGAUAUCUUUGCCGAGUGAGAGAUGUAAGUGUUUGAUACGCCAUACAUGGUUUACGUUCGAAAGGGACAAAGGAAUGCAGAGGAGAAGCAGGCGAAAUAAGGGAAGAAGGGGAGCUGAUUGCAUUUCCGUUGCAGCAUUCUAUUCAUAGCUAUUAUGUUUGUUGUUUGUUUGGUUGUUUGAAUAUGUUAGCCUAGAUAUUGUUGCGCCAGUUCAGGGAUUAUAACUGAGCUGUAUAUAUACUUUCAAUUUGAGUUUGGUCGGGAUUAUGGGAAUUUUUUGAAAAAGGUCGUUGGGAGUUAGAUCAUUUGCGUGAUGA